Messenger RNA from Aureobasidium melanogenum CBS 110374, 1266 nucleotides. RefSeq lists its product as uncharacterized. The transcript has 5 exons. The record is from RefSeq and is a predicted model, not a curated record. The coding region runs from base 1 to 1266 and encodes 421 amino acids. Lineage: Eukaryota; Fungi; Ascomycota; Dothideomycetes; Dothideales; Saccotheciaceae.
AUGGGUUACGAAGGUGUCGGGGCUUUGAAGUCGUUGAUCUUGACGUUGAAUGAGACGCAACAAGAGGCUUUGCUUGAGCGUCUCUUCUCUGUGGCAAGAGAGGAUACGCCAGACAUUGAUCUGUCUGCUCCGGUGGUCAGGGUAGUAUGGGUCUUGCUCGGGAUUUCUACAGUCGUGGUCACUACCAGACUGACCAUCAAAUUCCGAACGACUCGUCGACUCUAUCUCGAUGAUGGGCUUAUGGCUCUUGCCUUGUUGCUUGCUUGGGUUCAUGCUGUCUUUUUACAAAUCUCGUUCUGCAAUGGUCUCGGUCGUCAUGUCUUCUACCUCGAGCCCGCUCAGAGGUACCUGGCUAUCAAAUAUGGAUUCCUCUCUCUAAUCUGGAGUUAUUUCUGUCCCAUGUUGGGCCGCCUCAGCUUUUGUGCAUUCCUUCUUUGUGUCGCCAACACCGAUCCUCGGACCAAGAAAUGGCCCAUCUGGAUGUUUAUUAUCCUACAGCUCAUUGUCAACGUUCUCGCAUCUUUUAUUCUUCUAUUAACCUGCGGAACUCAUCUUGACGGCCUGUUUGCACUACAACUUGGCCAGUACUUCACAUACUGCUUGCCCGUAGAAAUCCAGACAAAUUAUGCUUACUUUGCUGGUGCCUUCAAUACUCUGACCGAUUUCUUUUUGACUGUUCAGCCUGCUCUGUUGAUUAUGCAUACCAAGUUGGCAACAAGCAACAAGAUUGGUGUCGCUUCUUUACUUUGUUUGAGUAUCAUAGCCAUGAUUGCAGCCAUUGUACGAACAGUCGCCGCCCACAAACUCAGCGAUGUUGGUGAUUAUACAUAUGAGCUUACACCCUUCAUUACGUGGGUCUCGGUCGAACUUAAUGUCGUGCUCACCGUCACAUCGCUACCUCUAUUACGACCUCUUGCCCAGGAGGCACGCGAGAAGGCCAACAAACUCUUCGCAAUGACUCGCAAGGAAAUGGAGCCUUGGGAUGACACAAUCUCGCUGCGCAGCGUACACACCUCAGGAGCAGAUGACGAAGAAAGAAAGACAGGAACGGAUGAUAUAGAAAGUAAGACAGGAGCUGGCGUAGGAGUGGUCGCUUUGAUGACCCCAGCGAGACAAGAAGGCUUCCUAGCACAACAGGACAUGUCGAGUGUCGUUCGCACUGUCGAAGUGCAGAUCAGCUACGAAACGAACGAGACGCCAAUGAUACACGCUUGCUUGGUUGGACUGGUUCAAGGUCAAGCAAUGGAACGUCUGGCAGGCCGAUGA